AUGGCACGCACAAAACAAUUUGUAAGAAAGAACGCAUAUCCCUGUUCACCAUCUUCAUCAUCCCCAUCAUCUGAUUCAUUUCAACGCUCACCUUCUCCACCACCACCACCACACAUCUCCAAUGAUACCUCAUUUUCUUACUAUCUCUCAUCAUCCCCUGAAACUAACCCUAAUAAUCUUCCUAUCAAUCCCAAUCCCCUAUCCACUGUUCUUCCACCACUAUACACAUGUCCUCCUCCUAAUAUUGCUCAAGUUCCUCCUCAUCUAAGAAAACCUAUGAUACCAAAAAGACGCUCCAUGAGAGUUCAAUCUAACAUUGGAACUUCCAAAGCCAAAAUAGAAAAACCCUUUUACUUCAUAAUCUCCGAUUCUGAGACUGAUGACUCGCCUGAAACUCCUUCUCCCACAACUGUUAAAGAAAAAGCACAACCCAAACCCAUCACUCCUUCAAAAUCUUCAUUCUUUUCUGAACCCUCUCAAUCAACUCCUCCAAAUCAAAAAAGGAGAUUGAUCAAAGAAAUAUUUUCCUCUCUUCCAAAAUCAUCUCAACCUUCAACUCAAUCCAAAAAGACCACGAAAACUAAAACCACCAUGACCAUCGCCCAAUUCAUAUCUCCAUCUCCACAAUGUUCCCCUGUCCCAAAUCAAGAAUGUUCUCCAGUACGUAUCCUUUUGCGCUCUCCACAAAAAGAACAUUCUCCACACCCAAAACGCUCUCCUGCUCAACCAUCACAUCCUCGAGAACAUUCUUCUCCAAAUCAAACACUUUCCCCCUCAACAAAAUCCAAACAUUCUCCCACUACGUCUUCACCCACAUCUAACUCAUAUCAAUCAUCUCGACAUACUAAAAAAUCCAAACCAGACACACUCCCUCUCAUUUCACCAAAAAACUCAAAGAAUUUCAAAGACAAAUGGGCUCAACGCCCUAUUGGAAUAGGAAGAGUUUUUAUCUUUGAUAAACUGAUAAUUGACGGAAAUGAUGUUCAACAUCAUACUGAUGCUCUAGGAUGGACAUCAUUCUUACAAACAUAUGAGUCUUAUUAUCCAGACAUUGUAAGAGCUUUCUACUGCAAUGCCAAAAAUUUCUCUGAUAAAUCCCUUAUCAUCUCCACCAUUAAGGGAAUUGAGAUCAAGUUAACUCCAGACAUCUUGGCUUCCAUCAUUCAACUGCCUACAAAAGGACCUUCUGUUUUUGGAAAUCAAUGGUACUCAGCUAUGAAUCUAAAAGAGACUGAGGUCUUCUCGGAAUUAUUUGAAGAAGGAUCCACAUGUUACCUCUCCACAUAUCUCAAACCCCUUCCAAAGGUCUUCAACAUAAUGAGCCAACAUACUCUCAUUCCUUGCAGUGGAAGUCAUGAGUAUGUUUCUGGCAAUGACGCCUUACUCAUCUAUCACCUCUUCAACUUUAAACGUCUUAAUCUUCCUCAUGUGAUCAUUCAACACACGAUCUAUGCUGCCACGAAAGACUAUAAGAAAAAUAUUGUUCCUUAUGGAAUGAUAUUAACUAAGAUAUUUAGGCAUUUUAGAAUUCCCCUCACCAAUGAAAAAUCACUCAUUAAAAUCUCCAAAUUUUCCACAAAAACCUCUCCCAUAUGUGCAAAACACUAUCUACACAACCAACCACCACUACAUCAUCCUUCCCAACCUCCUUGA
Messenger RNA from Cicer arietinum (chickpea), 1653 nucleotides. The record is from RefSeq and is a predicted model, not a curated record. NCBI's taxonomy places the organism in Eukaryota, Viridiplantae, Streptophyta, Magnoliopsida, Fabales, Fabaceae.